Tarenaya hassleriana is the source of this 2130-nucleotide messenger RNA. Its product is annotated as inactive leucine-rich repeat receptor-like serine/threonine-protein kinase At5g24100. The transcript has 3 exons. Bases 133 to 2010 code for a protein of 625 amino acids. Lineage: Eukaryota; Viridiplantae; Streptophyta; Magnoliopsida; Brassicales; Cleomaceae. Gene Ontology annotation, molecular function: ATP binding; protein kinase activity; protein binding. Gene Ontology annotation, biological process: protein phosphorylation. The record is from RefSeq and is a predicted model, not a curated record.
UGAUGUUUACUUAUAAACUUGUAGUCUCUGUCUCUUCACUUCUCCAUCCAAAUCGAAUUUCGACUAUGGGAAUCUGCGUAUGUAUCAUGUAAAAAUCACAUCACAUCAAGAAAAAACGCCAAGCUGAAAACGAUGAACUCAAGCCUUUUCGUCUUCUCGGCAACUUUCAUCAUCUCCGUAUCUUCCGUGCUGCUUUCUCCGGUGACCGGAGAUCUCGCCGGCGACAGACAAGCCCUGCUGGAUUUCCUCAACAACAUAACUCACUCGCGGUCUCUGGUCUGGAACGCGACCACACCGGUCUGCGCCACGUGGCAAGGCGUCGUCUGCGACAGAGAUGGGUCACGUGUCGUCGAGGUUCGCUUGCCUGGUGCGAGGCUCAUCGGUUCCCCCCCUCCGGACACUCUCAGCCGUCUAUCCGAGCUUCGGAUCCUCAGCCUCAGAUCCAACGGUCUACAAGGGCCCUUCCCAACAGAUUUCUUGCGUCUCAAGAAACUCAACGGCCUUUACCUCAAGAGCAAUAGGCUCUCCGGCCCUCUGCCGUCCGAUUACUCUAUGUGGCAGAAUCUAACGGCUCUCGAUCUAUCGAAUAACCGAUUUAACGGCACAAUCCCCCUCGGUUUAGCCAAUCUUUCAAGUCUAGUGUCGCUCAACUUGGCAAACAACUUGCUGUCUGGUCAGAUUCCGGACAUGAAUCUCCCAAAUCUGCGGGAACUUAACUUGUCAAACAACAAUCUCUCUGGAACUAUCCCCAAAUCUCUCCAAAGAUUUGGGAACUCGGCGUUCUCCGGCAACAACUUGAUUUACGAAAAUGCCCCAGCCCCGGCCCCUCCACCCGGGAAUUCGCCUACAGAGCAGGAGAAGCAAAAACAUGGCAUCAGUCUGACGAAACCUGAAAUCCUCGGGAUAGCCAUAGGGGGUUGCUUCAUGAUAUUCGUCCUUGGGGCCAUCCUGAUGAUCAUUUGCUACACGAAAAUUAAGAGAAGCCGAGAAGGGGAUAAAGGGAAGGUGGAUACCAAUGCCAAAGCUAAGGCUUCUGCCAAGGCAAAGGAGAAGCCGCCGAGUCAAAAGGAAGUCUCUAAAAGCCGGGGAGAGGAUCUAGAAGAUCUGUACGAGGAUAACAGAAACAGAGUUGUGUUCUUCGAAGGAUGCAAUCUCGUGUUCAACCUGGAAGACUUGCUAGGAGCGUCAGCGGAGCUCCUUGGCAAGGGAACUUUCGGGGUGACUUAUAGAGCCGUCCUCGAAGAUUCGAAGGUUGUUGUGGUGAAACGGUUGAAGGAAGUUGUGGUCUUGAAGAAGGAAUACAAACAGCAGAUGGAGGCUGUCGGAAAUAUCAAACAUGAGAACGUUGCUCCGUUGAGGGCUUUUGUCUGCUCAGCCGACGAGAAGCUUCUGGUUUUCGAUUUCUACCAAAUGGGAAGUCUUUCUUCCCUUCUUCACGGUAAGAAAGGCGACCAGACAAAAAGUCCAUUGGAUUGGCAAACGAGGAUGAGGUUCAUGAUCGGAGUGGCCAAAGGACUUGCACACAUUCACACUGACCACGAGCUCGUACACGGAAACAUCAAAUCCUCGAACGUCUUCAUGAACUCCAAUGGGUACGGAUGCAUAUCCGAGAUCGGUUUAGCCACGUUAACAAACCCGGUUCACCCGGUUAUGGCAAGAUCGGCCUAUUACCGUGCUCCAGAAGUAACCGACACCAGGAAAUCCACGCUGGAAUCGGACGUUUACAGCUUCGGAGUGUUGAUACUGGAGAUCCUGACGGGGAAAUCGACGAGCGUUCGUGCGAGGGAGGGAGACGAGGAAGAGAUUCAUCUGCUGAAAUGGGUGAAUAUGGUGGUGAACGAGCAGUGGACGGGUGAAGUGUUUGACUCGGAGCUUUUGAAGACGGAUAGCGUUGAACCGAAGCUUAUUCAAGUGUUGGAAUUAGGGCUGAGUUGUGCGGCUAGGACACCUGGCAAGAGACCAAAGAUGUCCAAAGUGGCGGAGACUUUGGAAGAUAUCGAGAGAAAUUAGAUUUAAAAAAAAAACAAAACUUUUUUUAUUAUUAUUUCUGAUCAUAACAGUUCCAAUAAACCUUAUAUCCAAUUGUAUUCGAUUCGAGUUUUUUGAAUAAUAUAUAUAUGCAUCAUUUGU